Hyla sarda is the source of this 3211-nucleotide messenger RNA. It is a transcript of the gene CLIP4, whose product is annotated as CAP-Gly domain containing linker protein family member 4. Gene Ontology annotation, cellular component: microtubule plus-end; nucleus; cytoplasm. The record is from RefSeq and is a predicted model, not a curated record. Bases 134 to 2107 code for a protein of 657 amino acids. The transcript is spliced from 15 exons. Gene Ontology annotation, biological process: cytoplasmic microtubule organization. Gene Ontology annotation, molecular function: microtubule plus-end binding. Lineage: Eukaryota; Metazoa; Chordata; Amphibia; Anura; Hylidae.
GCUCAGUGACGUCACGACGCUCGCUCCUCCUCGGUGACGUGUAGGGGGCGGGGCCAAGUUCCUGGUAUCUGUUCGCUGGCUGGAUGGAUGGAGAGACGCCGAGGGUGAUCGUGUGACGGUGGUUUUCUAGAAAAUGACCAUUGAGGACCUGACUGUCGGGUACCUCGAAGGACACACUCUGCCCGCUGUACAUCGCUUCCAGACGUGUUAUCUGGACUCUUGCCGACCGGUCACCUUUUCUGUUGCUGCCGCUCCAAUGCCAUCUGACUGUGAAUUCUCCUUUUUUGACCCAAAUGAUGCCUCAUGUCAGGAUAUCUUGUUUGAUCCAGACACUUCAGUUUCUGAGCUGUUUGCUAUCCUGAGACAAUGGGUCCCUCAAGUCCAGCAGAACAUUGACAUCAUUGGGAAUGAGAUUUUGAAGCGAGGAUGUAAUGUCAAUGACCGGGAUGGACUGACGGACAUGACGCUGCUUCAUUACACUUGUAAAUCUGGAGCUCAAGGCAUUGGGGACGCGGAGACUGCUGCAAAAUUUGCCUCUUACCUUAUUGACAUCGGAGCAGACGUGAGCUUACGGAGUCGCUGGACGAAUAUGAAUGCUCUGCAUUAUGCUGCUUAUUUUGAUGUUCCUGAGUUGAUACAUCUGAUUCUGAAGGUUUCAAAACCAAAAGAUGUGGAUGCCACCUGUAGUGACUUUGAUUUCGGAACUGCACUGCACAUCGCUGCCUCAAACCUGUGCUUAGGAGCAGUGAAAGCCUUGCUGGAGUACAGAGCCAAUCCGGCCUUCAGGGAUGACAAAGGUCACAUCCCGGCCGAUGUGGUUCCUGACCCGGUUGACAUGCCCCUGGAGAUGGCUGAUGCGGCCGCUGUAGCAAAAGAGAUCAAACAGAUCCUGCUGGAUGCCAUGCCUUUAUUGUGUGACAUCUCACAGAUCUCCCUCCCCAAUUAUGACAACGUAGCGGGGAACGUGUCACUCCAGUCAUCUGGUCUGAAGCUGGGAGACAAAGUACUCAUCGCUGGACAGAAGGUUGGCACUUUAAGAUAUUGUGGACUCACCCAGUUUGCUACAGGCCAGUGGGCUGGAAUAGAGAUGGACGACGCAGAUGGGAAGAAUGAUGGCUGCGUGGGCGGUGUUCAGUAUUUUAAAUGUUCGCCCAAACACGGUAUCUUUGCGCCGCUCUCCAAGGUAAGAAAAGCAAAUGAACCAAUGAAGACAUUUAUCAAAAGCUCAUCAAACAAGACGACAGGUUCUAUCAAAUCUACAAAGAUCGACCUGAGCCGAGUGACUUCAAAAAUUAACACUGGUCGGCCUUCAUUCAAAAAGAAUUCGACAUUCAUCCAAAGCCAUGACGAGUCCCUGAAUUCGACAUCCUCUAAGAAAGGUCAUCAGAUUCCUGUAUCGUCCUCUAUGGGAAGCCCAGCCUCAGAGCAGAUGGAGUUCCAGCCUGGUGACCGGGUUCUUGUGGUUGGUCAGAGACUUGGUACUGUUAGAUUUUAUGGCAAAACAAACUUUGCACCAGGAAACUGGUGCGGCAUAGAACUGGAUAAACCUCAUGGAAAAAAUGACGGCUCAAUCUCUGGAGUUCAGUAUUUUACCUGCCCCCCUAAACAUGGGGUGUUCGCCCCUCCAUCCCGAGUUCAAAGGGUCUCUGGGUCUUUGGAUUCUUUGUCGGAGAUUCCUUCAAGUAAAUUGAACCAUUCGUUCCCAGGGUUUAAAAGAAGCCUCAGCUCCACAUCUACAGCUGCCUCGCAGAAAGACGUGGACAGGAGACACUCAUUUGGCCGGCCCAGAAAGCCAGUUCUUAGACGCAGCUGGAGCAGCACCAGUUCCACCAGCACCAGUGAUGGGGGAGUGAAACUGCACAAGGGUUCACAGGUCCUGCUGACAAGCUCCAAUGAAAUUGCUAUUAUACGGUACAUUGGUCCUACAGACUUUGCUCCCGGCGUAUGGUUGGGACUGGAGCUCCGUUCUGCCAAGGGAAAGAAUGACGGAUCUGUCGGUGAGAAGCGAUAUUUCCACUGCAAGCCAAACCACGGCAUCCUAGUCAGACCCGGCAGAGUGACCUACAGGGGGAUUAAUGGAUCAAAACUGGUGGAUGAGAUCUGCUGACCCUAAUUCUCUCACAGGACUGGACUUUAUUUUGGAGGUCUUGGAGUUUUGGGUUAAAUUCUUUUAUUUUUCGUGUCAUUUAAGGUUCUGUUACUAUUGUCUGAUUUCUGUUUUAUUUUUUUUUUUGGCUUUUAUUUGUUAUAAGAAUGUAACUGGAAUCAUGAAUGUAUCUCCCACUUAAGUCUGAGGUAACAUGACUUACAUUGGGGUGUCCCGGUAUCCAGCCUAACAUCACCUGUCUAGGCCCAAUGCUGGACAAACGUUCCCCCGAUAUGACAUGAUGAUCGUUCGAGGACAUAUUUUGCUGCAUCUUAUCUUACUGCUGUAAGUGUGGCAUCCCAAUGCAGGGGUUUGUUUACUAAGGUUCAAGGGUGUUAGGGUUAUCCUGCAUUAUAUAUUUAAUUUUUAAAUAUUAAAUAAAUAAUGCAUUAAAUUAAAUAUAAAAAAAUUUUUCUCUGUAGAGGAAGACUUGGUGUGAGGUCAUAGGAAAAAGUGAACUGUUUAUUGGCUAUGGGUUUCGCUAUUGGUUAUCGUGGUAGUGGCUGCGAAAUAGAAAGCUUGGCGAGUUUUUAUGUUAUAGACCAUUGUUUCCCAACCAGGGUGCCUCCAAUUGUUGCAGAACUACAACUCCCAGCAUGCUAAGCAGCAGGUAUCAUAGUCUGAGCAGUGGAUGGGAGACUAACAGCAAUGCUCCAGCUGUUGCAAAACGACAACUCCCAGCAUGCCCGGACAGCCGAAGGCUGUCCGGGCAUGCCCAGAGUUGUCGUUUUGCAACAGCUGGAGGCUCCCUUGUUCGGAAAUACUGGUAUAGACAUUACUCAUCACUGCUUAUGGGUUGUAUUAUCACAACCUCCAUUGAUGUUCUCUCUUGACCUCAGUUUAGAAUGUAUUGGGGAAUCCCUUAUAGAGAUUGUCUAGCUUCAUACACACUAUUGAAGAGAAUGUCAGCUGCAAUUUACAUACGAAACUGCUGAUACUGUUAAAGGGGUACUCCGGUGGAAAACUCUAACUUUCUGGCACCAGUUGAUUAAAAGGAAAAAAACUAAACAGAUUUGUAAAUUACUUCUAUUAAAAAAUCUUAGUCCUUCCAGUACUUAUUAGCUA